Messenger RNA from Penicillium subrubescens, 4593 nucleotides. Its product is annotated as ATP-binding cassette glutathione S-conjugate transporter YCF1. Gene Ontology annotation, cellular component: membrane. The transcript has 7 exons. Gene Ontology annotation, molecular function: ATP hydrolysis activity; ATP binding; ABC-type transporter activity. Lineage: Eukaryota; Fungi; Ascomycota; Eurotiomycetes; Eurotiales; Aspergillaceae. The coding region runs from base 1 to 4593 and encodes 1530 amino acids. The record is from RefSeq and is a predicted model, not a curated record. Gene Ontology annotation, biological process: transmembrane transport.
AUGUUGGAUGGUCAUACGCAGAUGGUGCUAGGGGACUCCCAAUCAGGAGACCUCUCGCCGUCGCAACUCACCUCCGCUUUCGACCACCGCCAACGACAGCCCUUCUGCGGCGAUUCGGAGGGCUGGGGUCCGCUCAGCUUGAAUGGCUUCUAUCUCACUUCGUGCUUUGUGGAUGUAGUUGUCGCUAUCGUCGCUGUGUGGGGUUCGUUGGCUGGUCUUGCUGCGCUCUGGAUGUUACUGAAGAAGCGUAUUCCGCAACCUGUCUCGAAGAAUUGGCAUUUCUAUGCUAAGCUGGUCGUUCUCGCUGGUCUGAUCUUCGUCACUGCCCUUGAACCAGCUUUGCAUGCCGAGACUCAACGCAAGACCUUCUAUGCCGAUUUCCGAUUCUGGUCCUCCGUCGCCACGCUUGCCUCGCUGGGUGUGAUAUUUACUGUGCAGUUCUAUGAGCAUUGGCGGAGUCGGCAGCCGAAUGGGGUUGUCCUGUUUUACUGGCUCUUCUUCAUCAUUGCCUACGCUAUUAAACUGCAGUCGCAUGUUGCUCAGAAGACUUACCUCCACCACCUCCCAUACUUUGUCUGCGUCAACGUCAGCCUGGGCCUUUCCUUGCUAGAAUUCUCCCUGGAAUACUUCGUUCCUAAGAAGCAAAGCGCCUAUGAUGCGCUCGGCGACGAAGAUGAAUGCCCUUAUAACUAUGCCGACAUCUUCUCAGUCCUUACAUUCGGCUGGAUGACACCGAUGAUGAAGUUUGGCUACAAGAACUACUUGACUCAAGACGAUCUGUGGAACCUUCGCCGUCGCGACACUACCCGAGUGACGCAUGAUGACUUGAAUGCCGCGUGGGAGGCGGAGCUCGAGAAGAAAAGCCCCUCCCUCUGGGUGGCUCUUUUCAAGGCAUUUGGCGGCCCAUACGUUCGUGGCGCGAUUAUCAAAUCGGGCAGUGACAUGCUUGCAUUUGUUCAGCCGCAGCUGCUGCGAUAUCUGAUCGCGUUCAUCGACUCCUAUCGGUCUCCCGACCCACAGCCAGUGAUUCGAGGUGUUGCCAUCGCCCUGGCAAUGUUCGUGGUCUCGGUUGUUCAGACCAGCUGUCUUCACCAGUACUUCCAGCGAGCUUUCGACACUGGUAUGCGGGUCAAGUCUGCUCUGACUGCCCUUAUCUAUGCCAAGGCCUUGCGACUGUCAAGCGAAGGUCGCGCGACCAAGACUACUGGUGAUAUUGUCAACCACAUGGCUGUUGAUCAACAGCGUCUUUCUGAUCUGACCCAGUUCGGUACCCAGCUGCUGUCAGCUCCUUUCCAGAUCACCCUGUGCAUGCUUUCCCUCUACCAGCUUGUGGGACCCAGCAUGUUUGCCGGUGUUGGUAUGAUGAUUCUCAUGAUUCCGCUCAAUGGUGUCAUUGCACGGAUGAUGAAGAAGCUACAGAUCAUCCAGAUGAAGAACAAGGACUCAAGAACCCGACUGAUGACUGAGAUUUUGAAUAACAUGAAGAGCAUCAAGCUCUAUGCUUGGAACACAGCAUUCAUGAACAAGCUCAGCCAUAUUCGAAAUGACCUAGAGCUUAAUACUCUCCGAAAGAUUGGAGCUACGCAGUCUAUUGCCAAUUUUACCUGGCAGUCAACUCCUUUCCUCGUCUCCUGCUCAACAUUCACUGUGUUCGUCUUGACUAGCGAUAAGCCCCUGACCACUGAGAUCGUUUUCCCCGCCCUGACACUCUUCAAUCUUCUUACGUUCCCGCUUUCUAUCUUGCCCAUGGUCAUUACCUCCGUCAUUGAGUCUACGGUUGCGGUGAAGCGUCUUGUGGAGUAUUUCACCGCAGAGGAGCUCCAGACGGACAGUGUCAACUUCCAGGAUCCCGUGGAGCAUGCAGGCGACGAGUCCGUCCGUAUUCGUGACGCUUCUUUCACCUGGGACCGCCACUCCGGAAUUCCUGUCCUCGAGAACAUUUACUUGAGCGCCCGCAAAGGUGAGCUCAGCUGCAUCGUUGGCCGUGUUGGCGCUGGAAAGUCCUCCUUGCUUCAGUCCAUCCUUGGUGAACUAUGGAAGAACCAAGGCGAAGUCGUCGUUCGUGGUCGCGUCGCGUAUGUCGCACAGACCCCUUGGGUCAUGAACGCGAGUGUUCGAGAGAAUAUCGUGUUCGGACAUCGAUGGGAUCCUGCCUUCUACGAUCUCACCGUAGAGGCUUGUGCUUUGGUGGAUGAUUUCAAGAUCAUGCCCGAUGGAGACCAGACUGAAGCACGCUUGACUCUCGCCCGUGCGGUCUAUGCUCGUGCGGAUAUUUACCUGCUCGACGAUGUUCUCUCCGCUGUUGAUCAACACGUUGGACGCCAUAUCAUCAACAAGGUCCUUGGUAGCUCCGGUAUCCUUAGCGGUAAGACCAGGAUUCUCGCCACCAACGCGAUCACUGUCCUCAAGGAGGCUGACUUCAUUGGUCUUAUUCGUGACAAAACCAUCAUCGAAAAGGGCACUUACGAGCAGCUGAUGGCCAUGAAGGGAGAAAUCUCAAACCUUGUCCGUACAAACCUGGCCGAAUCAGACGAAGAACGUUCCCCCAGCAUCUCAGAUGAUGGUCUUGCCAGUCCCAACACCUCGGAAGAUACCGCCGUGAUUGAGACUGGCGAGGGCUCAGACAGCGAAGAGUUGGAGGAGCCUGGCUCUCUUGUCCCCAUCAAGAGCCAUGGUGAUACCCGCAGAAGGACAAGCACCGUUACACUUCGCCGAGCUAGUACAGCGACUUGGCAAGGCCCACGUCGCAAGCUUGGGGACGAGGAAAAUGUUCUCAAGAGCAAACAGACCCAGGAGAUCGCGCAGCAAGGUAAGGUCAAGUGGGGCGUGUAUGGCGAGUACGCAAAGAACAGCAAUGUUGUUGCCGUGUCCUUCUACCUCUUCGCCCUUUUGGCCUCUCAGACUGCUCAGGUGCUUGCAAACUACUGGCUAAAGAACUGGACCGACUACAAUGAGGCCCAUGGUCGCAACGAGAGCGUGGGCAAAUUCAUUGGUGUCUACUUGGCUUUCGGUCUGGGCUCGUCUCUCCUGGUCAUCAUGCAGAAUCUGAUCCUGUGGAUUUUCUGCUCAAUUGAGGCUUCUCGUAAGCUUCACGAACGUAUGGCUUAUGCAAUCUUCCGCUCGCCCAUGAACUUCUUUGAGACCACACCCUCUGGCCGUAUCUUGAACAGAUUCUCCAGCGAUAUUUACCGUGUCGACGAGGUCCUUGCUCGAACCUUCAACAUGCUUUUCACCAACUCUGCCCGUGCCGUCUUCACUAUGAUUGUUAUUUCCUCAGCGACGCCGGCCUUCUUGCUGUUUAUCAUUCCGUUAGCCUGGGUCUACCUCAGCUAUCAGAAGUACUACCUGCGAACCUCUCGUGAGCUGAAGCGUCUGGACAGCGUCACUCGCAGUCCGAUUUAUGCACACUUCCAGGAGUCCCUUGGUGGUAUUUCGACUAUCCGUGCCUACCGCCAGGAGAACCGCUUUGCUCUCGAAAACGAGUGGCGCAUGGAUGCCAACCUUCGGGCUUAUUUCCCAUCCAUCAGUGCUAACCGAUGGCUGGCAGUUCGCCUCGAGUUCAUUGGUUCUAUCAUCAUCCUGGCCUCUGCCGGGCUUGCCAUUGUCUCUGUCGCAACGGGCAUCCGCCUCUCGCCUGGUAUUGUUGGUCUGUCUAUGUCUUACGCUCUCCAGAUCACUCAGUCUCUCAACUGGAUUGUUCGCCAGACUGUCGAGGUUGAGACUAACAUUGUCUCUGUUGAGCGUGUGCUUGAAUAUGCCAACUUGCCCAGCGAGGCCCCCGAUGUUAUCUUCAAGCGUCGGCCUGCCGUUGGCUGGCCCGCUCAGGGUGCUGUCAGCUUCAAGAACUACAGCACCCGGUACCGCGAGGGUCUUGACCUGGUCCUCAAGGAUAUCAACCUCGACAUCAAGCCUCACGAGAAGAUUGGUGUUGUCGGACGAACCGGUGCUGGCAAGAGUUCGUUGACAUUGGCCCUGUUCCGCAUUAUUGAGCCUUCUGGUGGUACCAUCAGCAUCGACGGACUCGACGUUUCCUCUAUUGGCUUGCUCGAUCUCCGUGGCCGCCUUGCUAUCAUUCCUCAGGAUCCCGCCAUGUUCGAAGGCACUCUCCGUGAUAACCUGGAUCCGCGCCACGCCCAUGAUGAUACAGAGCUCUGGAGCGUCUUGGAUCACGCCAAACUCAAGGAUCAUGUUACCAGCAUGGAAGGCCAACUCGACGCCCAGAUUCAGGAAGCAGGAUCCAACCUGAGUCAGGGCCAACGCCAGCUGGUCUCUCUCGCUCGGGCUUUGCUCACACCUAGCAACAUCCUUGUUUUGGAUGAGGCAACGGCCGCCGUCGACGUGGAGACAGAUGCGCUGCUUCAACGUACUCUACGAAGCAGUAUCUUCCAAGAUCGCACAAUCAUCACGAUUGCUCAUCGUAUCAACACCAUCAUCGACUCGGAUCGUAUCGUCGUCCUUGACAAGGGCCGAGUGGCGGAAUUCGACACUCCGGCCAACCUGAUCAAGCAAGGUGGUCGCUUCUACGAGCUGGCCAAGGAGGCUGGUCUUCUUGACAGCGACGGUCUCGCCAGUUCCUCCUCUCCUCGCAAAUAG